Molecule: messenger RNA, 2078 nt
Organism: Pocillopora verrucosa
Lineage: Eukaryota; Metazoa; Cnidaria; Anthozoa; Scleractinia; Pocilloporidae
Source: RefSeq, a predicted model, not a curated record
AUGCGCCUAAUUUUGACAGAAGCGAUAGUUAUCCUAUGUCUAAGCUGCACUUUACUUAGUGCUUUGUCUGUAAAAUGGAGCCAUCCGCCAAAUAUUGUGACAAAGGAGAAAUGUUACUCCGCGAAUGUAUCAAGUCAGCAAGGUACUUGCAGCGUCAAAAGACAGCCGCUCUUGAAACGAAAACUCGUUCGCAUAGAUGGAAAACAGGUCGGUCAUGUGAGUCAUGAGCACUUAGUUGCAGGGGAAACCCACAAAAUUAUCACUCGAGCACUCAAACCUCCUGUUUUUGAGAUACCAAAUUUUUUGACUGAAGAGGAAUGCCAGCAUAUUAUGCAAAAAGCAAAGGAAACAGGACUUGAGUUGAGCGAAGUUGCUUUGCCUGAGGAACAAGAUAAGUUUGCUAGUAGUUGUUAUGACGAUGACUACAGAUGUGUGAGAUGGGCCAAAUAUGGAGAAUGUGAGAAAAAUCCUGGGUAUAUGUUAAAAAACUGCCAGCAGAGCUGUGAGGUAUGUGAAGAUGGAAGGGUUCUUGACUUUGAUGAUUUGGACCGUGAUGAGGAUGGUAUACUCACGGGAUAUGAGUUCAGUAAGGCAGUAGAAAGAUUAUUUUUCAUGUACUUGGAUGAACAAGAUCUACAAGAAAUGCAAGUAUUUGACAUAAUAGUGAAUAUAACCUACAACAGUUCACUGUUUUUAGAUUUGAACGUCACACAGUUUGGUUCAGGCCUCCUCUGCGAUGAUAAUGAAGCUGAUUGCUCCAAAUACGCGCAGGACGGAGAAUGUGAGAACUUUCCAGUUUGGAUGCUACUCACCUGUAGGAAAGCGUGUAGAAACUGUGGAUGUGAAGACCUGGCAGCCAACUGCUCUUCUCUGGAAAAAGAAGGAAAAUGCCUCCACCCAGAUCAUGCUAACUGGAUGCUAAGAAACUGUCGUCGAACAUGUAAAGUUUGUCUAGGAGCCGUGAGCUAUGACACAUACAGAAAAAUGGACGCGAAUGAUCUCUUCAAGUUCGUGAAGACAAUGGCAAGGAAACACCCAAGACAUAGAUCGCGCUACAGUCACACGGCCUGGUUACACAGCACCACCCCAGACCCAAUACAAAAUAAAAUUAUUGACAGAGUUGUAAAGUUAACCCAGCUUCCUCGUGAGAUAGUAGAAGGUGCCGAAUCACUUCAGGUGGUUAAAUACGACAAGUAUGGACAUUACCACGCCCACUACGACUCCUCGGGCACUGGCAACGACAAAUUGAUUUGCUGUCACCAGACGAGAAACAAAACUCUGCCAUGUCGCAUCUGCAGGUUCGUCACAAUUCUUUACUAUUUGAACGACGUUGAGGAAGGAGGCGAAACAGCUUUUAUAGUGGCUGAUAAUUCAACUCUGAACCAAUCGAUCCUAUUAGCGAAACGAGGCCAACAAGGAGAUCCCUAUAAUCUCAGUAACUACUGUCAAGACGCCAGUUUGGUAAUAGCACCAAAACGAGGCACAGCCGUCAUGUGGUACAAUCACUACCUUGACUCCGACAGCGAGUGGCUUGGGGAUAGAGACCCUUACUCCCUGCACGGAGGCUGUGACGUCAGACGAGGACACAAGUGGAUAGCCAAUCACUGGAUACCAGCGCCAUAUGAGAAUUACCAGCACAUUCCCAGUAUAUAUCGAAGAAAAAUUAAAAGGGAUCAUGAUUAAUUAGAUUAAUAUUUUAAAUCGUGAUCAGUAGAGAUCUGUGGUCCACGCAAUGGUGCAAUUUUCAAUUCAGUGUCCAAAGUAAUUCGAGGUUUCUUUGGUUUUUCUCACUUCGCUAUGUGAAUACUCCUGCAGAAAACUCGCCCCUAUUUCUCGACCAAUCAGAUUCUAAACUAUAGCUAAUUGCGUUGAGUUGGGUUUUACGACUCUCGAUUGAACUGAUGUGCUCUGUCUGAAUACAAAGAACUUCUUCACCAGCUAUUCGGGUGAUGAAAAUAUAUAAUCCUCUAAAUUUAUAUUAGAAGAAUUUAUAUAAAGUCCGAUUUGAAAGAAUGUAAAGUUAAGAUCUUUGAUACCCUUAGAACGUGUUCAGGAAGUUGACAACAUUUUUGACGAAU